Molecule: messenger RNA, 657 nt
Organism: Sinocyclocheilus anshuiensis
Lineage: Eukaryota; Metazoa; Chordata; Actinopteri; Cypriniformes; Cyprinidae
Gene: ankrd53
Product: ankyrin repeat domain 53
Exons: 6
Coding region: 1-657 (218 amino acids)
Biological process (GO): regulation of mitotic spindle organization; regulation of mitotic cytokinesis; positive regulation of microtubule polymerization
Cellular component (GO): spindle pole
Molecular function (GO): protein binding
Source: RefSeq, a predicted model, not a curated record
AUGGACACAGUCAGCCACAGAAACGACAACAAACUCGGCGGUCAUGAGAGGUUAUGUCGGUCGGAUGUUUCCGGAUCGCUGGUUCGGCUGGUUCGUGCAUUUCCGCCAGAGAGCGACGUGCUUCACGCCGCAGCGUGCGGAGCGCGUGAGUGGUUGAGUUCGGCUCUGAAGAGAGCGCGGACACCACUGCACAAUGACAAACACGGUCUCAGUGUGCUUCAUAUAGCAGCUCUACAUGGACAUCUGGACUGUAUGGAUCUGCUGCUGGAGGAUGGUGGUUCUGUGGAUGUGAAUAGCAGUUGUCCUCAUGGACGCAGACCUGUACAUAUGGUGCUGACCGCUCAGAGCCGACCCAACACACACGCCUGCCUCAUUUACCUGCUGGAACAUGGAGCCCAGAUCAAUGUGUAUGAACGCUGCGACCUCUCUAGGAUCUGGGGCCACAGGCUCACUGCCAGGUUUCUGAAAGAUGCCAUGUGGUGGAAAGACAAACAGCAGGGGAUCAAGAAAAGCAAACAGCUACAUGAUCUCAGGCAGGUCCAGUGUUGCAGUGUGCUGGAUCUGCCUCACUUGGGUCGCUCCCUAAAACCAGAUGCCUCGCCCUGGACUGAGGUGGCCAUGCACUUGGCCGAGGAGCUGAAGCCAGGACACUAUUAG